Molecule: messenger RNA, 3591 nt
Organism: Coccomyxa subellipsoidea C-169
Lineage: Eukaryota; Viridiplantae; Chlorophyta; Trebouxiophyceae; Coccomyxaceae
Product: ARM repeat-containing protein
Exons: 22
Coding region: 1-3591 (1196 amino acids)
Biological process (GO): cellular response to amino acid starvation; regulation of translation
Cellular component (GO): cytosol
Molecular function (GO): protein kinase regulator activity
Source: RefSeq, a predicted model, not a curated record
AUGUCCCCUACCUUGCUUCUGCGAUUUGGCGAUGUGUCAGCCUCUGUGCGGCAUGCCACCAACAACGUAGCACGGGCCGUGAUGAGUAACCUGUCCAGCCAGGGGGUGAAGCUGGUGUUGCCUUCGCUUGUGGCGGGCGUGGACAGCCGCACCUGGCGCAGCAAGCAGGGCAGCGUGCAGAUGCUGGGCGCCAUGGCUUAUUGUGCCCCCAAGCAGCUCGGCACAGCGCUGCCCUCCAUCGUGCCUAAGCUGUCCGAGAUCCUGGCAGACCCCCACCCCAAGGUCCAAGCCGCCGCGCGCCACGCCCUCAAGGAGGUGGGUUCCGUCAUCCGCAACGCAGAGGUGCAGGAGUUGGUGCCGGCACUGCUGGCGGCCAUCGCCGACCCCAACACAAAGGCCAAGCCUGCACUGGACACGCUGCUGGUCACCAAGUUUGUGAACGCGGUGGACGCUCCCAGCCUGGCGCUGAUAGUUCCGGUGGUGCACCGCGGGCUGAGGGACCGCUCGGGUGACAUGAAGAAGAAGGCUGCGCGCAUCGUGGGCAACAUGUGCGGCCUCAUCAACGAGCCCAAGGACAUGGCGCCGUACGUGCCGCUGCUGAUGCCGGAGCUGCAGAGCGCGCUGGUGGACCCUCUGCCGGAGGUGCGCGCGACGGCUGCCAAGGCGCUCGGCUCGCUGCUGAAGGGCAUGGGCGAGCAGCACUUCCAGGGCCUCAUGCCAUGGCUCCUGGCCACCCUCAAAUCAGAGAAAAGCAGUGUGGAGCGUUCCGGCGCAGCGCAGGGUAUGGCGGAAGUGUUGGCGGUGCUGGGCAGGGACCAUGUGGAGGCGCUGCUGCCGGAUGUGCUGGCAGCGUGCACGGCGCCCUCACCCUUUGUGCGCGAGGGCAACCUCACCCUCUUCAGAUUCCUGCCCCACGCCAUCCCCGAUCAGUUCCAGGAGCAUCUCAACGAGGUCUUGCCUGCAAUCCUGGACGGCCUGGCGGACGAGUCUGAAGGUGUCCGUGAGGCUGCCCUCUCAGCCGGCCGCACAGCAGUGGAGCUGUUUGCGCAGACAUCGCUGCCGCUGCUGCUGCCGGCUGUGGAGGCUGGCAUCAUCAAUGACAACUGGCGCAUCCGCCAAUCCUCUGUGGAGCUGCUGGGCGACCUGCUCUUCAAGGUGGCGGGUACGUCAGGCAAGGUUCACAUCGAUGGUGACAGUGAUGAUGAGGGUAUCUCCAGUGAGGAGCAUGGCAGCGCCAUCAUUGAAGCUCUGGGCUGGGAUCGGCGAAAUGAGGUUGUGGCGAGCCUCUACAUGGCACGCAGCGAUGUGGCCUACACUGUGCGCUCUGCAGCGCUGCACGUGUGGAAGACAGUCGUGUCAAACACGCCGCGGACCCUGGCCGAGAUCUUGCCGGCUCUCAUGAAGAGCAUCAUCGCGUCCCUUGCCUCCCCUGGCGAGGAGCAGCAGCAGAUGGCGGGGCGGUGCCUGGGGGAGUUGGUGCGCAAGAUGGGGGAGCGAGUGCUGGGCCACAUCAUCCCCAUCCUGCAGCAGGGCAUGGGCGCGGAGGAGGCGUCAACGCGGCAGGGUGUUUGCUACGGUAUGAAAGAGCUGCUGGACAACAUCACGCGCCAGCAGCUGGCCGAGCACCUGGGCGCCCUGCUACCCACCGUGCAGGCCGCCCUUGUCGACCCCGACCCAGGCGUCCGCCAGGCGGCCGGGUCCGCCUUCAACAUCCUGUUCAAGGGGGGCGCGGGCAGCGCGGUGGAUUCUGUCAUCCCCGCCCUGCUGGCGGGACUGGAGGGCGAGUCACACCAGGCGUCACAAGCGCUGGAGGGCCUGCGAGUCAUUCUGGGCGUGCGCCCUCAGACGCUCGGCAGCAUGGUGCCCAAGCUGCUGAAGCCGCCUCUGCAUGCCACUGCCUUGCGGGCCAUUGGGUCUCUUUCAGACGUGGCAGGCCCUUCCAUUCAUCCCCACCUUGGCACAAUUCUGCCGCCCCUCCUGUCCUUGGCCAGUGAAGCAGGCAGCCACAGUGAGGAGGCAGAGGCUGCCAGGGAGGGAGUGCGGCAGGUGUCUGCAGCAGUGGCAGAGGACGGAGCCUACCUUCUGAUUGCUCAGUUGGAGAAGGGAUUGGAGGAGCCCACACGGAGGCGAGCAGCAGCGGAUACCAUUGCCCACUACUGCUCGGCCUCAAAGCAUGACUUCCAGGAGCACGUGCCCAGCCUGCUGACGGCACUGGUGGGGCUGAUGAUGGAGGAGGAUCAUGACACACUGGUGGCGUGCUGGACCGCGCUGGGAGCAGUCAUCGCUAGCAUCCCCAAGGAGCUGCAGCCGAGCUAUGUGCGCUGCAUGCGCGAGGCCGUGCAGACCGCGCGCGACAAGGAGCGCCGCAAGCGCCGGCCCGGGCCGCUGCUGCUGGCCGGCUUCUGCCUGCCCAAGGCUCUGCAGCCCGUGCUGCCCAUCUACCUGCAGGGAGUGCUCCAGGGGUCUUCUGCUGAGCUGAGGGAGCUUGCUGCUGAGGCGCUUGGAGAGUUGGUAGAUGUGACGAGCCAGGAGGCCCUGCGACCAUUCACUGUGCAGAUCACAGGUCCGCUGAUCCGCAUCAUUGGGGACCGCUUCGCGUGGCAAGUCAAGGCCGCUAUCUUGCACACCCUCGGGCUUCUCAUUGCCAAGGCGGGGCCUGGCUUGAAGCCAUUUGUGCCUCAGCUACAGACGACAUUCCUGAAGUGCCUGGGGGAUCAGGCCCGCCAGGUGCGCCAGAGCGCUGCGGAGAAUCUUGGGGAGCUCACAAAGAUGAGCAUGCGGGUGGAUCAGCUUGCGACAGACCUCACAAACAACGCCAAGGUGGCCGAGCCGGCACUGGCCGAGGCGUACCUGACAGCGCUGCGGGGCAUGCUCUCGUCCGUUGGCGAGCGCAUCUCACCCGCUGUGCUGUCCAGCACCGGGGCUGCACUGCAGGAGCUCAUGGCUGGUGACGAUGAGGUGCUGCGUGGCGCUCUGGCAUCAUGUCUUGGAGUGUUCGUGAAGCACUCGUCAGCGGAGGAAGUGCGGCAGGUGCUGCUGAAGGGGCCGCUGGGGCCUCCCGCUCCCAACAAACGGGACCGCCUUGGCCACGCCCUCACGCUUGCAGCCGUCGCUUUGAGCGCCCCUGAGAGGUUGGAGCAGGUGGAGCUGACAGGGAAGGCAGUCGCGGCCGUGACCCGCUUCUCCCGCGACGAAGGUCACGCAGUGCGGCUGGCGUCUGCGCGCGCGACUGGUCACAUGGCGCUUGCAGAGCUGCGCGGGCAGCUUCCUCAGGACGCUGCACUUUCGCCGCUGCUGCCAGUAAUGGUGGCGCUCAUCGGCACAGAUCAGUCCUCUGAAGUGCAGCGGCAGAUGCUGCUGGUGCUGCGCAAGGUGGCUGUGGAGAGAGCCGAUGCGCUUGUGCCCCAUUACACAUCCCUCAUACCCAGCAUGGUCAGCCUGCUCCAGCAGACCCAAGGCCCGACAAAGCUGGCUGGCGAUCGCACCCUGGGCCGCGUUCUGCAGGUGACUGCCCUUGCAACCGGUAUGCUCACAGACACUCAGAUGCCGCUCCGAAGGACUGCAAUCCUCCCGGAGGUGACCCAGCGUUGA